This is a messenger RNA of Blastomyces dermatitidis ER-3, 3520 nucleotides long. RefSeq lists its product as uncharacterized. The record is from RefSeq and is a predicted model, not a curated record. NCBI's taxonomy places the organism in Eukaryota, Fungi, Ascomycota, Eurotiomycetes, Onygenales, Ajellomycetaceae. The transcript has 3 exons. Bases 633 to 2837 code for a protein of 734 amino acids.
CAUUGUCAGAUAUGUCAAACAAGGCCAUGAAUGAGAGUAAUACACCAACGCCACUAUAUAUAACCCGAGAUAUAUAAGGGGCUGUCUGCUAUUCUCUGGCAUCCCAUAGGAACUUGGAGUGAUAUGUAGUGCCACGCCUAGGUACCUCCUGGUGCAUACCAAUUUGUACUUGUCGCGAGGUAGCUCCAGCACACAGACAAUAGCCCCCUGGAAACUUUCUCUUCUUUCCUAAUCGAGCAUGUCCUGCUCGUCGUUCUGGCCUCGGAUUUUGAGCCUCAUCCAACGGUGCUUCAUCUUCUUCGUUGUCUUCCUCUUCGUCUUCUUCAUCAUCUCUUUCGCGUCGUUCUCGCUCUGGUCUUUGUAUCUCUUCAUCCAGGAAUCUCCACGAGUUCUCUGACUCCAUUCCUACUGUUCUAUUUCUCCUAAUACCCAAAACUAUAAGAACCUGUAGGUAUUCAACUACCUGAAUACUGCUUUCGGUAUCUAUCUAGCUAUAUCAUCCUUGUUAUUCCCUAUUUCUAUCCCUUCGGAUUCGCCAGUGCACGAGCAAGUGGCCGUUCAGCUGGCCUAUUUUCCUGCUCACCCAGUUUUACCCUAUAUAAAUACCCUAUAUAUAAGGGGGGCUAGUUUCGAUGGCUUCCAUUUGGAGGCGAAUGACUUCCAGUCCUGAUUGCCGACUUGAUGAAGACGCGUCUAAGACGCAGUCCUCACUGAGGUCGCGACGUGUAAAGAAAGACCUCCAUCGCCGUCGAAGCCUGGCUGGUCUCUUUACUACCUCACCUCCGUCCAAAGAGCCGGACCAAAAUAUAACAACUAUUACAUGCGAAGAGAGAAUCCAUUAUCCGCUGUACAACCCUCGCGAUCCUAGACAUAACAUAGACACUCUUGCCUGUGAUAGUAAGGACAAGGGAUUCUGGACUACCUACGGCCGAUCUAUAAGAUCACGCUUUCAAGGUUCCGCUAAGUCCGGAACAGUAUCUCCAAGUAUCCAGCAACGGAACUCUCGUCGGAGCAUCCGAUCUAGCUUCGUGUCCUUUACUAGCUCGUCACGACUCAUGAAACGCUUCUCCCGCUCGGAAACGCCUUCCAAACCUCCUUUGAGCUCAAUUUGGGAGCCCCAAAGCGCGAGUCAGGAGGUAGCAUGCAAGCUCCUGCCUGAUAAGAUUGACGACUCCCAACUUUCGGGUUUCCAUGAAGCCUUGGGCGCCCCGCGGCAAUAUCUUUUGCCGUCACUUCCAUCAAUGUCAUCAGGCUUAAUGUCCCCAUUGGAAUUGGAAGCCUGUACUGCCGGAGCGCAUACGGAGCAGGAAACAUCCUACCCUCAAAAUUAUGGAUCUGGACCCCAAACAUUCAGUCGGCCACUCCAGCCGUUUCAUAUUCUGCGGAACGCAGUGUCUUCCAUGUCCAGUGGCCAGUCAGCAGUCCAGGCACACCCAAAAUAUGCCAAUAUCUCAAAUAACAGAUCCGAAAUGGCCAGCUCACCAAUACCCAUCACGUCGAAGCGCCCGCCGCUUAACCACCAGCAAGCUCGCAUGGUAAAGGCAAGAGAUGGUGCAAACAUGUCAACUUUGUUGAGUAAACAGAUGCAUUCGCACUCAUCUACACUUGAUGACAAAAAGAAUAAUGAGAGCCAAAUAUCAAAAAUUUUAUCUAACGGUGCAAAACCUGAGUCGCUUCUUAACCUUGGUGAGCAGUGGCUAGAAACUCGAAUGCAACCACUCCGCGAAGUCAGCCCCGGAAUCUCACAACCCAGCACUGCCACCGAUUCUGAAUUUGGAGUAGAAAUGCACCGCACCUCCGGCCCGCAUUAUUAUGCUUCUACCACGGAGAGUGACGCGGUUCUUAGCUCCUGGCUUUCUUCAUUGUCUAGUAUUUCUCAUCCACGCGAUAAUACUGAUAUUUCUGGAAGCACCCUGUGUCGCUCCCCGCCUUCUUCGACAAGGCACCCAAGCCGCGCUGGGCAAGCUGGACUUGUUCAAGGACUUUCAGGAUCGAAAACGAGGCAUUGCAGUGAACCCUUGAUUCGCGAUAAGGCUGCCACGAACAAACGUGAAGAAACGCCCUCUAAAUCUAACUCUCUGCGGCCCGAAGUAUCCACUGAAUCUAUGGGACAGGAAAACCCUGAUAAUCCCAACUCUGUAAGAAAUAUUCAUCUAGAGGUUGGCAGGCCUUUUGAGGUGCCGAAUGCUCCCGUUAACCUACAUAUGAAGUCAGAAGAAAAUUCAAACCCGGUAUCAAAUUCGUUCAGAGACAACGGUGAUCUUAAAACCGCAUUUACUAAAGGAGACUUCUGGUCUGGUUCGAUUGAUUCACGAAUUAGAAAUGGCGACCUCAAACAACUUCCCAAUGAAAAUAGGCCGGAUUCCCCAGUCCUAGAUGGGCACGACACAGAUGGUCAUGGUGAAGUUCAGUUUGCCACAGAAUGCCCGAUCAUGCCAGUUACUCACCCAAAGGAAACUAGAGCUCCUAGUUAUAGUGGAAAUACACGACCACCACAAAGCGUUUCUCAAGAUGCUCCAAAUAGGAAAAUAAUCUCCACCUGCAAAACAUCUUGCAUCCCUUGCGCAAAGACUCCAACAGAUUGCGGCACUACACCCAUGGAGAGAAGGGAAAGUCAAGUUGCCGAUGAUAGGGGUUCCAAGUCCUCUUGUACUCGCAAAAAUGGAUCGAGCAGUGGCUCCGGCUCCGGCUCUGGUGAUUCAGGCCAAAGUGACCCAUUAACCAAUAGUACGGCCGGGACCAGCGUUGUUGAUUUUACAAGUGAUCAGAACUUGACUGCAAAGAGAAACGAGGAUCAACGCACCGCGAGUCCAAUGGGCAUCAAGGCUCUAGCAUAAAAAGUCGAUGAUGAAAUAAUAUUUAAAAAUCGAUGGUUACAGGUGCUAUGGCUGGGAAAUCUUCCAGGUUUUGAGCCACAGAGGGAUAUUUGUGCAAAGAUAUAUCUCAUCAUGCUCUGCUUUUUCUGCACCACAGGUAAUAGAAACGGGCAAAUCCUCUACCGUACAUCUUCUAUUCGUUUCUUUUCUCUCGCGUUUUCGCUUUCCAUUUCCAUUUUCUUCUCUUUUUCGCCCCCAUCACCGCUAGCUAUGCACGCAUAUCGACGUGUCAUAGAGUAACUAAUUCUUUUCACGAAACUGUAUUUUCUGCCACUGAUAUCCCCUUCUUUCUAAUGCCGCUGAGAUCUUCGUGGCCUCAUGUCCUCGUUACUUAUAUAUACUUCCUUCCCUAUACUUAACAUUGAUGUUUCAAAGUAGUUAAUUCCCCGAAUGGGCAAGCGAGCGAGCCAACAAGGGGAACAGCUGAGCGAAAUGUUACUCAGGGGGGCGAGCAUAAUUCUAAACAGCUACGACCCAGGCUCUGUAUGAUUAUGAUGAUGAUGAUGAUGCCUGGGGGUCUCUAUCCUCUGUUUGGCCGUCUGUAUAUGUGUACGUAUGCAUGCUCGCGAGGUAAAUGUGAUACCAGUUGAUAUUUGUUAGACAACGCAAUAUAACGCAAUAUAAUUAAUUUUCAUGUACUGUAC